AUGCCAGCUAACUCCGGCGCCACAACGAAGCAAUGGCCGACCAUCGUCAAGGUUGAGACGUUCAUACCCGCCGACGGCUCAGACGGUGGUCACUAUCAUCGCAAGAAAGAGGGACACUGGAUUCUCGAUGGAGGCAAACCCCAUGCGACCCUACCCAACACCAAGUGCGGCAUCUCAACUCCCAUGUCUGGCUACAAGCAGUACCGGGAGGACCGCACCUCAUUCGGCAUCGGUGUGUUGGGAUCCCUCGUCUGCAUCAUCACCGCCAGCGACGGAACCCAAGGUAUCUCGACCGGCUUCGGAGGUCCUCCAGCAUGCUGGCUCAUCGAACAGCAUUUUAGUCGCUUCGUUAUUGGUAGUGACCCUAGGGACACGAACAGGAUCUGGGAUCAAAUGUUCAAGGCGUCGACCUUCUAUGGUGAGUGGGCUGGCGCUUUCAUUCUGGCUUGGAGCACACGCUCCCAUUCUCUCUUUACGUCAAACCUUUUUUUAAUGGAGGUAUGUAUAUUUUUUUAUCAUUCCGAAGGCCGCAAGGGUCUACCGGUUGCCGCCAUCUCUGUCGUCGAUUUGGCCGUGUGGGAUUUGCUCGGCAAGAUUCGUGGCGAGCCCGUCUAUGUGAGUCUCAUUCAGUACUGCAGAACCUUCGUGGCCGCUACCUUUGCUACAAAAAUUCUGAAUCUGCUUGUUUUCUUGCUUCGCUGCGGCAGAAAAUGAUUGGGGGCCAAGCCAAAGAUGCCAAGAUCCCCUUCUAUCUUACGGGGCCCGAGCCCACCUAUGCGAGGGGACUCGGCUUCUGGGGAUCCAAGGUCGCCCUUCCUUACUCUCCGAACGAUGGCUUCGACUCGCUGCGACGCAACCUCGACUUUUUGAAAGCGCACCGAAAAGCUCUGGGGGACGGCUUUCCACUCAUGGUCGAUUGUUGGAUGAGUUUGAACGUGCACUAUGCGAUCCAACUCGCUCAGGGCGCUAUCGACGAGGGCAUUGACAUCACAUGGUGGGAAGAGGUGAGGUUCGAGACUGUCUGCCGUCCAAAGUCGUGGAACCUCAGACGCUGAUCUGCUGCCGUGAUGCCCUAUUGCAGGUCCUGCACCCAGAUGACUUUGACGGGCACAAGCUAUUGAAGCAGAGGUUGCUUCAGGUAAAAUGGACCACUGGCGAGCACGAAUACUCGCGAUACGGGUGAGCUUGUCAGAUCCGAUUGAGAAGCCUGCUUCGUCUCAACAGCACUGACGACGAGUGAACUCUGACACGCAGUUUUCGCCAACUCAUCGAAGGUCGAGCGGUGGACAUGCUUCAACCGGAUGUGAUGUGGAUGGGGGGCCUCACCGAGCGUGAGUUGAUCCCCUUUCUUUGAACCCUCGCCUAAGAUCCCUCGACUCACACAUGAGCUUUCCGUCGCAGUCCUGAAAAUCUCAGCGCAUGCGGCGGCUUAUGACAUCCCAGUAGUACCCCACGGAUCCGGACCGUACUCGUACCACUUUAUCAUGUCACAGCCUCAUUCGCCAUUUUGCGAAUGUGAGUUAUGUCUGCUUUUCGCUGCUCUUCGCACUUGAGCAAACCCGAGGCUUACCGAGCAACCCACGGUAAUGGUCACAGACAUCGCAAACUCGGCCGACGGAAAGUCGAUUGCCCCCGUUUUUGGCAAUCUCUUCCUCAACGAGCCGGUCCCCCACGAUGGCUCGAUUGACAUCUCCGAUGAUUUGCCCGGUUUCGGUCUCGAGCUGAACCCGGCCGCGCGAUUGAUCACCGCCUCCGCCUUCUUGGCUCCUAAUCCCGACAGUGGAUUGAGUAUGACGGACGAUGAGAAGCACGCAAGAGACCGUCAACUUGCAACUACGAAGACGAACGGAGCCAACGGAGUCAACGGUCCUUGA
This is a messenger RNA of Microbotryum saponariae, 1874 nucleotides long. NCBI's taxonomy places the organism in Eukaryota, Fungi, Basidiomycota, Microbotryomycetes, Microbotryales, Microbotryaceae. The record is from the annotation of a GenBank genome assembly.